AUGCUAUUCUUCCUAUCAUUUUCGGCUGUGGCCAAUGCGCUGGCGUAUCCAUCCCAGGAACUUUUGGGAAUCUCUCCAUCUUCCAAUUUGAUUGAUGAACCCUCAGGGGGGCUGUCUUUGGAGGAUCUUAUCGCCGCCCUGCAGGUGAUGCAAGACAGGUACUUUGUGCUAUGGCAGGGCACGUGGCCUACCAGCAUCGAUUGGACCGCGGCAGUGUUGGGCACACACGUUUCGGCAGCGCUCUCGUCUCUAACCUCAGGUCCACUUGAUAUCCCCGACACGGAUGAACUGCAAGGAUUAUCCUUCUUCGGGCUUGAGAAUACAGUCAAUCGGUUUUUCAGCCAUACUUCCGCGUUCUACUUCGGCGAAAACUCUUUCAGCCUUAGAAACCAGGCGUACGAUGACAUGCUAUGGGUUGUGUUAGGGUGGUUGGAAAAUAUCAAGUUCCAAAAUCUUCACUCAGACCUUCACUAUGUCUCCUCAAAAAACAGUUCUGGGGAACUUUGGUACGGAACCCAGUUCCAGAGCUCUGCUGCGCACAGAGCACGCAUCUUUUACGAGCUCGCCUCCGCUGGUUGGGACAAAACCCUCUGUGAGGGCGGCAUGAUCUGGAGCCCAUAUUUGGCCCCGUACAAGAAUGCGAUUACAAACGAGCUCUAUAUCUCCGCAAGCAUCGAGAUGUACUUGUACUUCCCCGGAGACCCCAUUGAUGCCCCGUUCCUUGUCAACUCGGAGGGCACACAGCCCACACAGAAGAACCCACACAAUCCUCUUCAUCUGAAGGCUGCAAUUGACGGGUAUGAAUGGCUCAAGAAUUCAAAUAUGAGUGGAGUCGGCGGUCUUUAUGCAGAUGGUUUCCACAUCAGUGGCUGGCAAAGCGCAUCGAAUCCCGGCUCGGGACAAUGCGACGAGCUCAACUCUAUGGUCUACACCUACAAUCAAGGAGUCGUUCUCAGCGGGCUGAGGGGACUCUGGCUAGCCACAAACUCGCAAUUCUAUCUGCGUGACGGUCAUGAGCUUGUUCACAAAGUGCUACAGGCCACCGGGUGGCCACAUACCUCCAGCCAGCAGUGGAAGGGACUUGGUCGCGGGGGUGUGCUCGAGGACGCAUGUGAUUCUCGCGGAGUCUGCUCCCAGGAUGGACAGACCUUCAAAGGAAUAUUCUUCCACCACCUGUCCGGAUUCUGCCGGCCUCUUCAGCCGCAAGAGAAGCAGUUCCUGGCGGACGCGGUCCACAGACAUGUAGCAGAUGAGGACUGGACCGAAGUCUAUGAGCAGCAUAUGAAGCGGUGCUGCGCAUAUGGUCCCUGGAUUGAACACAAUGCGCAAGCCGCUCUGAUGACUCGUGACAGCGAUGGCAAGUUUGGUACCUGGUGGGGCCGCUCAUACCAUCACCUGGACGCCAACAAGAUCGUGGAUAGCAGCACUAUCCCGGAUGGUGCUGUUGAUUACCGCAAUGCCGAUUAUGACCCCAAGUCCUCGACUACAGGCUCCACGCCAAAGGACUACAACGAUCGUGGCCGAGGCCGCACAGUUGAAACACAGUCCGGCGGCAUCGCUGUGUUGAGAGCCUUGUACCAAUGGCAAUCUUAUGAUGCUUUGUGA
Molecule: messenger RNA, 1605 nt
Organism: Penicillium concentricum
Lineage: Eukaryota; Fungi; Ascomycota; Eurotiomycetes; Eurotiales; Aspergillaceae
Product: putative glycosyl hydrolase
Exons: 2
Coding region: 1-1605 (534 amino acids)
Biological process (GO): carbohydrate metabolic process
Source: RefSeq, a predicted model, not a curated record